GACAAUGGCCGCUUCACUGUUACAUUUGCUGGUUACCACAACUGCAGUGGCAUGUAUAGCUAAAGCAGUGAAGGAGUGUCCUCCAUGGUUUGAAUGGGUGAAUACCUCAGACUCAUCUGGAUAUUGUGACUGUCCAAGUGAAUUGCCAAACUUCAUACAUUGCGAUGAAAGAAACCAGAGAUCUUCAAUCUCACAAGGCUCCUGCAUUUUCUACAACCGCAAGGAAGACACUAUAAGUGCUACAUCGUGCUUAUUUUUCUUUCCAGCGCAUGCAACAAAGAACGGCAUGUUUACCCUCCCAGCAAACGUCAGUGAGUUAAACAGUGUGGUGUGUGGAAAUCUCAGUCGAGAGGUGAAAGGUCCAAUGUGUGGAAGGUGCACCAAUGGCACAGGGCCAUCAGUGUACUCCAUUGGAACUGAAUGUGUUCCAUGUAGUCCUAUUAAUAUCUUCUACUACUUCCUACUACAAUACUUGCCAUCCAUGGUGAUGUUUCUAAUUGUCAUCAUCUUUAGGCCAAAUAUUACUUCAGGGCCAAUGGCCAACUACGUACUCUUCUGUAAUUUCUCAGUGAUCUAUUUCAGGUUAAAUUUGUGGAUUUUUGUCAAGCCACAUGAUGCUAUCACAAACGUAGCAAAGGCAGCAUUAACUCUAAGUGCAGUAUGGAGCUUUGAUGCUCUGCUAUUCGUCUCUCCUCAUCUAUGCAUAUCACAUCACAUGGAAGAGUUUUACAUACCAUUCCUAGAAUUCGUGGCCACUCUUUAUCCUUUUGUACUAUUGCUGCUGACUUAUGCAGUGAUAGAAAUGCACAGAAAAAACUUUGCGCCCGUUGUGUACUUGUGGAGGUUGUUCAGCAGAGUCUAUGUUCAGUUUUACAGAGCCUGGGACCCCAAGAUCAUCAAUGAUUCAAGCCUUUGCAUCACUGUUCUAUUUGUCAUAUGCCAGGCUCAGUUAUCUUAUCUGGCAGGCAUUUGAAUGGAGCGACGUAAGACACAACAAAGUAAAAGAACACAUAAGACUACUAUACAUUGAUCCAAAUGUUCCUUUUGGCUCCAAUAAACAUGUCUUUUUGAUGGCAUUUUCAGUGGCAGUGGCAGUGUUUGUCUUUCUUCCACCUCUCCUCAUCCUAGUGGUCUACCCCACCUCACUGUACAGGAAGAUCAGUCACUGGAUCAGUCCAAAGUGGAGGCUAAGAAUCAAAACAUGUGGAAACCUUUAACGGUUGUUUAAAAGAUGGUACAAAUGGAACUCGAGAUUAUCGAUCAUUGUGCGGCUGGGGACUACUUCUUUUUUGCCCUUUUCUCGGCCUGCUACUUUCCAUCAUAGCAAUAAUUUACGGUCCACCAAAAAGAACAUUCAUAGCCGCAUAUAUCACGGCCAUCUUUCUUUGUGUGAUUGGCUUUUUCUGCACAUGGCAGCAGCCUUACAAAGACAGAAAUUCUAAUAUCCUAACAGGUGGACUUCUAGUCCUUGUUAGUUUGUUGGCGGUAGGAGCUGUUCAUUCGCCGGAGACAGAGAAUACUGCCAAAGUAUUCAUGACUAUUCUUCUGCUGGUACCUCACAUCGUACUCUGGAGUUAUGUAGUUUGGAGAGUGCUGAAAACCAUUACGUCGCACUGCUACAGGUGUCAAAAUGAAGCUAACAGUGAAAGAGAGGGGCUGCUUCAUCAUUACUCCGAACGAAUGAAUUGAAGUGUUUUGUAUGCAAUGCUACGAAUAAGAGACAAUCACCGAUUUCGUUUGAAUUUUAAUUAGGUUGUCUCAACCGUAAAAAGUAGUAACCUUCGUGGUUUUCAUCCCAAGUUUCACACAAUUGCUUUGUUGCAUGAACCUGUGGACAUUGUAUAUUGCAUGAUUGGUUGAAAGUUUAUUUCACCUAACAAUGACUUCCAAUGUACUGCACUUAAGGAGUUUAAAAAUGGACAAUUCCAUAAUAGGUGGAGGCGUUAGAGAGAAAUUUUGGAGACUGAGAUUCCAAACAUAGAGACCAAGUACUGUUAGUGCGUAGAGUGGUAUCAUACACAUUGAAAGCAAAGUGUGCCUAAAUGAAAUGGUGGGAGAAAUAUUUACUUACGUGACAUUCAAAACAGUUCUGAAGUUUGUAUUGGUUAAAAGGUUGAAAGCAUGGGUAAUUAGAAAUGUUUGUGCUGAACACUAACACAAUGUUGUUGUAAAGGAAAAUUUACUUGUACAGUUUUAAACUACAACUGUUCUCUGACUCUGCAUGUACACGUGAUACAACAGGAAUUGGUAGCUACACAUGGGAACGUGUCGCCAUGGUACAGAGAGACUGUAGGCAA
Molecule: messenger RNA, 2297 nt
Organism: Geodia barretti
Lineage: Eukaryota; Metazoa; Porifera; Demospongiae; Tetractinellida; Geodiidae
Source: the annotation of a GenBank genome assembly